Molecule: messenger RNA, 816 nt
Organism: Mycena indigotica
Lineage: Eukaryota; Fungi; Basidiomycota; Agaricomycetes; Agaricales; Mycenaceae
Exons: 4
Coding region: 1-816 (271 amino acids)
Source: RefSeq, a predicted model, not a curated record
AUGUAUUCCCCAACCUCACUCUCCCCUGCAUCGUCGCCCACCCGUACAGGGCCAUUACGUACCCCGCAUAAGACGGCAAUACCCCAUGGCUUCCGCCCUGCGCCAAAGCCGAAACGACCGCCCAUCAGCGAAAUGUCCGUCCGUGAAUUAGAGGAUCUACAAGCCUCCAACGCGCGCCUUCUCUCCUCGAGGGCAGCAUCAAGCUCGAAAGACCCAUGGGUGAAGAGAGUCAACGUAGAACAGACAGCCGUCACGCUGCGGCUGAACGAAAUCCGAGAUAUGAACACCAUUAACACCGGCCUGCGUAACACUGUUAUCAUCGGCGAAGACGACAUGAGUGUAGAGCCACCCCCAGAGCCGUAUACCAAUCCGAUGCUUGAGGCCAAGCGUAAAGCAUUGUCCCGUUUUGCGCCAGCAAACGAAGGCAAUGGCAUUGGGUCCCUAAACAUGCAAGAGGCGAUUGAGUUGGAGCAGGCAGCUCACAGGGCUGACAAGGAACGACAAGAGCGGAUGCUCGAGAAGCGGCAACGAAGAGGAAUGCCUCUUCCAGGAGAGGAACUGACUCGACAAGAGAGGGAGGCUCGAAUAUGGGCAUUCAUGAACCAUAAACCAACUGAAUCAGACUUGGAAGACGACAGCGAAGACGAGUACGACGACGACCCAGCCAACUGGUUCUCAGACGAGGAAGAUGACGGUCGCAAGGGCCAGCUAAUUGUUGAGCCAGACGAAGAAGAUAUGCUUAGUUCGGUCAUUCGAGUCGACGAGAGCAAAAUUCCCAGCCAUUACAGCGUGUUCUACGAGCCCCGCGACAACUAG